UUUUAUAAUAUUUGUUAAUGACUUUAAAUCCUUUGUUUCUUUUUUCAUCUUCAAUCAACAACGCUAACUUUGUAUAUCGUGUGUGAUAUGUUAGCUAUAUAUAACUUACUGUGAUGAUAUUCCAGACAAUAAGAAGUCAGAUCAAGAAGAACCACAGUAUUUUGUUACUGGAUGGAGCUACUUCCCUCGGUCAUGCGUUCAUAUCUGUAUGUCUUGAUAUUGGUUGCAAUGUAUUCACAACCGUUUCCAAUUUCGCGAAGAAGAAAUUAUUGCUAAAGUAUUUUCCAAAACUAAAAGAAGAAAACACGAUUGACUGUAGUAUUAAAGAUAUCAAAUCCGUAAUUGGAACCAACGGUGAUAGGUCUUUAUGUGAUUUUGUAGUAAACUGUGGACAUGAAGUAUUGAUAGAGAAAUACUUCCGAUGUGUCGCCAGCUUCGGUUACUUGUUAGAUAUCAUUGAUGUGCCGGAGUAUAAAGUUAUUGGAAUGAAUAAUUUGACACCAGACAAGAAUUUUAUUUUAGUUUACUUACCCAAUUUGUUCAGACCAAACCAUUUGGAAGAAAAGAGACUUCUUCAAGCCAGAAUAAGUGAAGGCAUUGUCCGAGGAAUAGUAAAACCUCUCAAUCGCGUAGUUUACCCACUCACAGAAGUGAGCAAGGCUUUUCGGCUAUUCACUGCCAGUGAGUCUAAGGGUCGAGUGCUUCUCAAUAUGAAGAAUGCAGAAAUACCGCAAAUUGCUUUGUCGACAAUAACAUAUUCAAAAGGGACGCAAAUAGUCAUCAGUGACGCAACUGAUUUAGGAAUAGAAGUUGUUGAUAGACUUAUUAAUAAAGGGGCAAAAUAUGUGGUUCUGCAUUGCAAGACACGAUCUGGAUAUCUACAAUAUAAAUUACAUUCAUGGAAUACUUGUGGCGUGUCUGUAUCAAUAUAUUCAGACGAUCUACUCGAUGAGAAAGUUUGUAACGCCUUUUUCGAAAAAUCAAAAGUCAACGGGCCAGUUCACGGAAUAUUUAUAGUAGAACAAGUUAUGAAACAAAGUUAUGAACAUUUUAAGAAAAUAAAUAACUGCAAAGAUGAUUCUGUUGACCCAGAAGUAUCUAUUGUUCACAAUGUUAAUGAAGUGUCGAGUAAAUUAUGUCCUGAACUAAGAUCAGACAAAUGA
This is a messenger RNA of Manduca sexta (tobacco hornworm), 1163 nucleotides long. Its product is annotated as fatty acid synthase-like. Gene Ontology annotation, biological process: fatty acid biosynthetic process. Gene Ontology annotation, molecular function: fatty acid synthase activity. The coding region runs from base 114 to 1163 and encodes 349 amino acids. Lineage: Eukaryota; Metazoa; Arthropoda; Insecta; Lepidoptera; Sphingidae. The record is from RefSeq and is a predicted model, not a curated record. The transcript is spliced from 7 exons.